AUGGUAACUUCAAAUGCGAUGGUUGUCAUGAUUCUCAUAGUGAUUUACAGCAGAGUUAUGUGGCAAGUUAACGGCUGUAGCGGGAGGGAUUCCAGGUGCGGACGUGACGGCCCGCCAAUCCGAUUUCCCUUCCGACUUAAAGGCAGUGAAACAGAAAAUGGAUGCAGUUAUACAGGAUUUGAUCUUACUUGUUCCGACAAAAACAAAACACUAAUAGAGCUUCCUUCACCUUCUGGUCCAGUUGUACUCGAAGUCAAUAGCAUAUUUUAUGCAGAGCGCCAUUUACGAGUAUCUGACCCAGAAAAUUGUCUUCCAGGACAGUUUUUAAAGCUCUUUCAAUAUCUAACUUCUCCUUUUAAACUAGCUGAGAGUUCCUAUACUACUUAUAACUUCACUUUCCUCCAUUGUAGCUCAAUAUCCUGCCCAGUUCAUGUUGUUAGGUCUUCUAAUACACUCCUUGACUCAGGUUUGGAUCCACUACUUUGCACCAAGACUUUAGAUGUUAUUUCCUCAGCGGUGUACUCGCCUGCAUAUCUGGAAUAUGAGAAUUUUUUGGAUUUGACAUGGUCAAAACCCAAUUGUAUGAAGUGUGAAAAAGAAGGCAAGAUGUGUAAACUGAAAAACAACGGAACAGAAGAUGAGACGGAAUGUUUUGACCGUCAUCACAAACCAACUAAGAAAAUAAUUCUAUAUGUCACAGUUUCGUUCGUUGGUUUGAUGUUGGUGACAUUGAUUCUCACAACAUGCUUAUGUGUCUAUAACUAUUUUAAAAUGAAAGGUGAGGACGAGACUAGAAUUGAAAAAUUCUUGGAGGAAUAUAGAGCGCUCAAUCCUGCAAGAUUCUCGUAUGCCGAUAUAAAGAGAGUUACGAAUAAUUUUAGAGAAAAAUUAGGUGAAGGAGCUCAUGGAGCGGUUUUCAAAGGUAAACUAUCGAAUGAAAUUCUCGUGGCUGUGAAGAUGCUUAACAACACAGAGGGUGAUGGAAAAGAAUUCAUUAAUGAAGUGAAAGCAAUGGGAAAAGUUCAUCACAUUAAUGUGGUUCGCUUGCUUGGAUUUUGUGCAGAUGGAUGCUAUCGUGCUCUUGUUUAUAAUUUCUUUUCAAACGGUUCAUUACAAAAAUUUAUAGCCCGACCUGAUGACAAGGACCGUUUUCUCGGCUGGAAGAAAUUACAUCAAAUUGCUAUCGGCAUAGCAAAGGGUAUUGAGUAUCUUCAUAUGAGUUGUGAUCAACAAAUUCUUCACUUUGAUAUUAAUCCGCACAAUGUGUUAUUAGACGACAAGUUACUUCCCAAAAUUACAGAUUUUGGUUUGGCUAAAUUAUGUUCUAAAGAUCAAAGCGCUGUUUCAGUAACUGCUGCAAGAGGAACUUUGGGAUACAUUGCACCUGAAGUAUUUUCAAGAAACUUUGGAAAUAUAUCGUAUAAAGCAGACAUAUAUAGUUAUGGGAUGUUACUACUAGAAAUGGUUGGAGGAAGAAAGAAUAUAAGUCAGUUGUCUGAGGAAAAUUCCCAAGUUCUAUAUCCAGAAUGGAUUCACAAUCUCUUUGAAGAGAAAGAUGUGCAAGUGAAAAUUGAGGGAGAAGAAAAUGAUAUAAUAUUAAAGAAACUUGCAAUUGUAGGACUGUGGUGCAUUCAGUGGCAUGCAAUAAACCGCCCAUCUAUAAAAGUUGUGCUUCGAAUGUUAGAGGCUUUAGAAGAAGAAAAUUUGGUUGUGCCGCCAAAUCCUAUUCACUCAAGUACUUUCAAAGUUGCUGAAAUUCCGACAAAAUACUCAACUUUAGAGUUGGAAUCUAUACAUGAAUGA
Lathyrus sativus (Indian pea) is the source of this 1803-nucleotide messenger RNA. NCBI's taxonomy places the organism in Eukaryota, Viridiplantae, Streptophyta, Magnoliopsida, Fabales, Fabaceae. The record is from the annotation of a GenBank genome assembly.